Molecule: messenger RNA, 906 nt
Organism: Camellia sinensis
Lineage: Eukaryota; Viridiplantae; Streptophyta; Magnoliopsida; Ericales; Theaceae
Source: RefSeq, a predicted model, not a curated record
AUGAAACCGCCACAGUUUCAUGAAGGAUUGGAUCUGCUGAAAGCAGAGGUAUGGGUCCUUGGGAUAGAAAAAUUGUUUGAGGUAUUUCCUUGUCAAGAAACACAGAAAGUAUUGCUGGCCACCUUUAUGUUAGAAGAUGAAGCAAGAAUGUGGAAAGUGUCGGAGUUCAUGGAACUAAAACAAAAUAGCAUGACAGUAGCUGAGUAUGAGGCUUUCACUGAAUUAGCCAGAUUUGCACCACACAUGGUCGACGCCGACUAUAAGAAAGCUAGACACUUUGAAGGAGGCCUUCGAGAUGAUAUUCUUGACAAGGUGAAUGUGUUAAAAUUGGAAACCUAUAUUAAUGUGUUAGACCGGGCUAUAAUAUCAGAAGCUAAUAUAGCCAGACAGAACAAACCAUCAACUGAUUGGAAAAGUAAGAGGCAAGGCUUCUUUUCGAAGAAAAGACUUUCAAAGAGGCAGAAUACGAGAUCCUCGAGUACUUCAAAUUCUUCUCGAGAUACAUUCUCGAUGUGUAGCCAAUGUGGUAAAAGACACCAUGGGGUUUCUUACUGUCUUUCGGGGGCCUGUUUUAAGUGUGGAAAAGUGGGGCAUAUGGCAAGGGAUUGCAACCAAGUCAGUGGAAAAAUGGCUGCUAGUUCAACUGAAUCGGUCUCAAAACCAGGAAAUACCAUGAAGGUUGCUACAACAAGAGACAUCAUGAGACAGGGAAGAGUCUUUGCACUUGUUUCGGGCGAUACACGGAACGCAGAAGCUGUCGUUUCAGAUGUAUUCUCAGAUGAAUUGCUAGGAGAAUUGGUUGAUAGGGAGAUAGAGUUUACUAUUGGUGUUGUGCUAAGAACACAGCCUAUCUCAGAAACCCCUUACAGAAUGGCCACUAUUAAGAUGAAAGAAUUGAAAGAAUAG